Molecule: messenger RNA, 3528 nt
Organism: Lontra canadensis (Northern American river otter)
Lineage: Eukaryota; Metazoa; Chordata; Mammalia; Carnivora; Mustelidae
Gene: ELMO2
Product: engulfment and cell motility 2
Exons: 20
Coding region: 1-2163 (720 amino acids)
Biological process (GO): cell motility; actin filament organization
Source: RefSeq, a predicted model, not a curated record
AUGCCGCCCCCAUCAGACAUUGUCAAAGUAGCCAUUGAGUGGCCAGGUGCUAACGCUCAGCUCCUUGAAAUCGACCAGAAACGGCCCCUGGCAUCCAUUAUCAAGGAAGUUUGUGAUGGGUGGUCGCUGCCAAACCCGGAGUAUUACACCCUCCGAUAUGCAGAUGGCCCCCAGCUCUACAUCACCGAGCAGACGCGCAGUGACAUUAAGAAUGGAACCAUCUUACAGCUGGCCAUCUCCCCGUCCCGGGCUGCACGCCAGCUGAUGGAGAGGACCCAGUCGUCCAACAUGGAGACCCGGCUGGAUGCCAUGAAGGAGCUGGCCAAGCUCUCUGCUGAUGUGACCUUUGCCACUGAGUUCAUCAACAUGGAUGGCAUCAUUGUGCUGACACGGCUUGUGGAAAGCGGAACCAAGCUCUUGUCCCACUAUAGUGAGAUGCUGGCAUUCACCUUGACUGCCUUCUUAGAGCUCAUGGACCACGGCAUUGUCUCCUGGGACAUGGUUUCCAUCACCUUCAUUAAGCAGAUUGCAGGGUACGUGAGCCGGCCCAUGGUGGACGUGUCCAUCCUUCAGAGGUCCCUGGCCAUCCUGGAGAGCAUGGUCUUGAAUAGCCAGAGUCUGUACCAGAAGAUCGCGGAGGAAAUCACCGUGGGACAGCUCAUCUCUCACCUCCAGGUCUCCAACCAGGAGAUUCAGACCUACGCCAUUGCACUGAUUAACGCGCUUUUCCUGAAGGCUCCUGAGGACAAGCGACAGGAUAUGGCCAAUGCCUUUGCACAGAAGCACCUUCGGUCCAUAAUCCUGAACCAUGUGAUUCGAGGAAACCGCCCAAUCAAAACCGAGAUGGCCCAUCAGCUGUACGUCCUGCAAGUCCUGACCUUUAACCUUCUGGAAGAAAGGAUGAUGACCAAGAUGGACCCCAAUGACCAGGCUCAAAGGGACAUUAUAUUUGAACUGAGAAGAAUUGCAUUCGAUGCCGAGUCUGACGCUACCAGUGUCCCCGGGAGUGGGACUGAGAAGCGCAAAGCCAUGUAUACGAAGGACUACAAAAUGCUGGGAUUUACUAACCAUAUCAACCCAGCGAUGGACUUUACCCAGACUCCUCCUGGAAUGCUGGCCUUGGACAACAUGCUGUACUUGGCGAAAGUCCAUCAGGACACCUACAUCCGGAUCGUCCUGGAGAACAGCAGCCGGGAGGACAAACACGAGUGCCCCUUCGGCCGCAGCGCCAUCGAGCUCACCAAAAUGCUCUGUGAAAUCCUGCAGGUUGGGGAACUGCCCAAUGAGGGCCGCAACGACUACCACCCGAUGUUCUUCACCCACGACCGCGCCUUCGAGGAGCUCUUCGGGAUCUGCAUCCAGCUGCUGAACAAGACCUGGAAGGAGAUGAGGGCGACAGCCGAGGACUUCAACAAGGUCAUGCAGGUGGUUCGAGAGCAGAUCACUCGAGCUUUGCCCUCCAAACCCAGCUCUUUGGAUCAGUUCAAGAGCAAACUGCGUAGCUUGAGCUACUCUGAGAUCCUGCGGUUGCGCCAGUCCGAGCGGAUGAGUCAGGAUGACUUCCAGUCCCCGCCAAUCGUGGAGCUGAGGGAGAAGAUCCAGCCUGAGAUCCUGGAGCUGAUCAAGCAGCAGCGGCUGAACCGGCUCUGUGAGGGCAGCAGCUUCCGGAAGAUCGGGAACCGCAGGAGGCAAGAACGUUUCUGGUACUGCCGCUUGGCCCUGAACCACAAGGUCCUGCACUACGGUGACUUGGAUGACAACCCGCAAGGGGAGGUGACGUUUGAAUCCCUGCAGGAAAAAAUUCCUGUUGCAGACAUUAAGGCCAUUGUCACUGGGAAGGAUUGUCCCCACAUGAAAGAGAAGAGUGCUCUGAAACAGAACAAGGAGGUGUUGGAGUUGGCGUUCUCCAUCCUCUAUGACCCUGAUGAGACCUUAAACUUCAUCGCACCCAAUAAGUAUGAGUACUGCAUCUGGAUUGAUGGCCUCAGUGCCCUUCUGGGGAAGGACAUGUCCAGUGAGCUGACCAAGAGCGACCUGGACACCCUGCUGAGCAUGGAGAUGAAGCUGCGGCUCCUGGAUCUGGAGAACAUCCAGAUUCCCGAAGCCCCGCCGCCAGUGCCCAAGGAGCCCAGCAGCUAUGACUUUGUCUAUCACUACGGCUGAGCCUGGAGCCAGACUCCACGGUGCCCAGAAAGGGAUUUGGGGCCCAGAAGAAACACCCACAGACUGGUGCCUUGUCUUUUGCUUGUACAGAAUCUGUAGUGACCACGGUGGCCAGUAAAUGCCAGCCAUUCCUCAGACUCCCCUCAGACCACCCAGAGCUUCCUCUUGGUCCCCACCCGCCGCCACAAGUCACCAAGGCAGGGUGCUCGGCCCUCCCUGUCACCGCGGAGCCUGGGAUCAGAGCAUGAGGAAUGAACAGCAGGCACCCCUGCCUUCCAGGCCAGGGACUGCUUGGGCUGGAGUUAACAAGUCACUCACCUUUUCUUCCUGAGUCUGCUCUCCAGUCAGCUGGAUCCCUGGGUAUGCAAGCGCGAGCCCAGCAAAGGCUGCCUGCGGAGGACAGACGUUCUGGGCAUAUCGAGAGCCUCAGAGAGACUGCCUUUGGGUGACCCGUGCCUGUGUCUCACAUCCAAGCAGAGGCCUUGGCCUUUGCCUGGUAGAUGCCUUGCCCUUGCUUUCAUCGCCUUCGUGAGGGCUCACUCCGGCCUCAUUCAGUGCCAACAGGCUGCUGCCACUGAGGCUCGGCUCUAACAUCUCUGGUCUCCGGAGCCACUAGAUCUCUCUUGCCCAUGCACUUGUCUGGGCGGAUGGAAAGUUCUCCCUACCAAGCUCUCAGGCUCUCAUCCUGGCAAGUCAAAGACGUGCGAGCUAAGUCCUCCCCUCUAGUCUCAAAGAACUCUGCAGGGAGAGCCCAGACGAGGCCUGGGCGAAACUGGUGAGGCCACUAGAGUCCACUCCCUCCCCCCCUCCUCCCACAUUUUUAUCUUUUCCUUCCUUAGAGAGAAAUCUCUCACCUAACCUGAAUGGCAGCCCCCUCCUCUUUGCUUUCCUUUGGCCUCCCCGACCUCAGGAAGUUUGGCCUUCCCUUCCCCCCAUCCCAGUGCUGUGGUUUCUGCCAUUGGCCAUGAUUUCAGGGAGCUAGCUGAGGCCACAGCAGUGCCAACGGGGCUUCCCUGGUGCUGCGGCACAUGUCAACCACGCCCCCAGCCUCUCUCCUUGGACAUGUGAACACAGUGGCAAUCAGUAUCGUAGUAGCCCGGCAUGGUAGGUACUGCCCGAUGAAGAGUGUACUAUAUAUUUUCUUUACUAGAGGCCAUACUUAUACAAACGUGUAUAUAUAUUUAUAUAAGAUCUACCUAUCCUAGGACGGAAUGUUUGAAGGAAAAUAAAAUUGGAGGCUCCCUCUAAAAAAAACAAACAAAAAUAUCCUCCACUUCCAGUUGUGAGCCAAGAGAGUAACCCGAGAGCAGCCAGGAGCUUCCUGCCAGUAACCAUGUUUUCAAUAAAUACUCUUUCAUGUACAAA